Bipolaris sorokiniana ND90Pr is the source of this 369-nucleotide messenger RNA. RefSeq lists its product as uncharacterized. The record is from RefSeq and is a predicted model, not a curated record. Bases 1 to 369 code for a protein of 122 amino acids. The transcript has a single exon. NCBI's taxonomy places the organism in Eukaryota, Fungi, Ascomycota, Dothideomycetes, Pleosporales, Pleosporaceae.
AUGGGGAACGAGUCGCCUUACAAAGAUACCUCUUCACCGUAUAAAGACGAAUCUUCACCUUACCAAGAAGCCUCUGCACCUCGCGGAAAUUCAUCUCCAUCUCAUGACGAGAGUUGGCCAAAGUGUGGUUUCACACCAGCAGAAGCGAAGAGUCGAGGAUGCAAGUUCGACAUUCUCAGCUUCGCGUGGCAGUUACCAGAGUGCUAUAACGCAAAGCUCAUGGAAGAGUUCCUAGCCGAGAAAGAUUGGGCAUUCUACCGAGAUCCAGAAGGCACGUCAUCCGUUUCCAGAGACGUUGCGUUGCAAGGAGAGCUCGACUUGUAUGUUACUCAAGAGUAUCACCGUACACACUGCAUGUACAUGUGGUGA